AUGUCCUUUGCUCUUCCUGGAGACCAGAUCCAGCUGCAAUCCGCCACAAACGUGGUGGUCGGGCCCCACGUGAGACUGGACGGCACCUCUGUCACCGCCGCGACGGCCGGGUUCCUCGUCAACACGCAAUCCCAGGGCUCUGCCGUGUGCUACAUCGAGGCAGACUCCAAACGGUACGUUCCGUCGUCGCAGGACUUUGUUGUGGGCACCGUGGUGGGCUCGUUCGGCGAGUCGUACCGCGUGUCGCUGUCUAACUUCUCCACGCCCGCCGUGCUCGGGUUCUACGCGUUCCCAAACGCAAGCAAGAAAAAUAGACCCCGUUUGAAAACCGGCGACCUUGUGUACGCCCGAAUCGCAUCCACAGACCCAGACCUCGACGUCGAGCUCGAGUGUUUCGACGCAACAACAGGGAAAGAGGGCGGGUUCGGACUCCUCGAGGGAGGGUUCGUGUUCGACGUGAGACUCGCGUACGCUAGACAUUUACUAAGACACCAGGACGCACCGGUUCUCACUAAACUAAUGAAGAAAUACCAGUUCGAGCUCGCAAUCGGCGCAAACGGACGCAUCUGGAUCAAGUCAGACACUUUACAAAACACCAUAGAAUGCAUGAAGGCCAUUCAGAACGGACAGAACGAAAAACAGACCUAG
This is a messenger RNA of Ogataea philodendri, 648 nucleotides long. RefSeq lists its product as uncharacterized. Gene Ontology annotation, molecular function: RNA binding. The record is from RefSeq and is a predicted model, not a curated record. The transcript has a single exon. Lineage: Eukaryota; Fungi; Ascomycota; Pichiomycetes; Pichiales; Pichiaceae. Gene Ontology annotation, cellular component: nuclear exosome (RNase complex); cytoplasmic exosome (RNase complex). The coding region runs from base 1 to 648 and encodes 215 amino acids. Gene Ontology annotation, biological process: TRAMP-dependent tRNA surveillance pathway; poly(A)-dependent snoRNA 3'-end processing; nuclear polyadenylation-dependent rRNA catabolic process.